AUGGACCCAUCUCUGUGCGGCUUCGCGGCCGAUACGCUUUUCGGCCCAGCUGUCGCGUCUUGCCGUCGAGAGUUCGAUUUUACAGUUCUCUUUGAAGAGGCCGUGCUCACAAUCAUCCCUGCUGGCACGUUUGCUCUGUUGGCCAGCGCCAUUGUCGUCAUUGCGUAUCGACACAAAUCGCCUGCCUUGGUGCGCAGUGGACGUCUCUACCCGCUGAAGCUUUGUUCCAUUGCGGCAUUGACAGCAGCCCAAGUCGCAGUCCUUGUUUUCCAGGCGCGGGCGCCCAACAAGACAACCACGUCGAUACCCAGUGCUGCUGUCUCGCUCGUUGUGACAAGCAUCUUUCUGCCACUGGUCUCGCAUAUCGAGCACUUUACAUCGCGCCGACCUUCAGCGCUCUUGUCGAUUUUCCUCGUCUUGACAUCCCUCUUUGAUUCCACACGGACACGCACGUCCUGGCUCGUCGCUAGAGCAAGCGGCUCUACCAACGGCGCAGAGAUUGGGCUGGCCAUCGCACUGACCGCCACCGUUGCAAUUCGAGUUGUGCUUCUCUACCUGGAGACAAAAGGCAAGAAAGCGCUUCUUAUUUUGCUCCGCGAAAAUGAAAAGGUCCCCGCCGAAAUACUGGCCGGGCCCAUCAGCCGCACUGUGUUCCACUGGCUGAACAGCCUGCUGUUAGUCGGCUACCGUAACGCCCUCCAGGCGACUGAUUUUGGUCCUAUUGACGACCGCUUGCUCUCCGUGCGCCUCCGGCCCAAAUUUCAGUGCGUUCGCGACCAGUAUGUAAACAAAGAGAACAAGAGCGCGGCCAACGUGUCAACAAAUCGUCUUAUUGUUCUCACAUUUUCGUCGCUCGGCCAUCUCCUGGCAGGCCCCAUCAUCGCCAGGCUCGCCGUCACAGCGUUUUCCUUCACACAGCCAUUUCUCGCAAACGCGGCUUUGACUUACCUGCAGUCAGAGACAGACCCAAACCAGCCCGCCUCGCGCAAUUAUGGAUAUGGACUCAUCGGCGCUACCGCUCUUACAUACGUUGGCAUUGCGGCGGCCACCAGCUGGUACUGGCACCAGGCCUACCGGUGUUCCAUAAUGAUUCGUGGCGGACUCACAGGUGUUGUUUUCGACAAGUUGAUGAAGCUGCCCGAGGGUGAUGACAUAGAGUCCAAGGCUACGACGCUUGUGGUCAACGACGUGGAACGGAUCAUGCGCGCCUGUGCCCGCGGCCACGAGGUGUGGGCUGGCACAAUCGAAACGGGCCUGGCGACGUGGCUGCUCUAUCGGCAGCUUGGACCGUCAUGCCUUGUCAUGCUUGGAGUUGCUGCAAUCGCCGGUUUGGCUUCUACGCAGAGUGUGAAGCGGAUGGGUGCGCGUCAGCAGCAAUGGCUUGCCGCCACACAGAAGCGCCUGAAGAGCACAAAGCACAUGCUGGACAGCCUCAAGGGUAUUAAAAUGACCUCUCAAGACGAUGUGGCCUAUGGGAUGCUGAACAAGCUACGGGCGGCGGAGAUAAAGGACUCGGCUCCUUUUCGCUGGAUCAUUGUCAUAUCCUGCUUCUUGUCAUACUGCACUAUGAUCCUGUCCCCGCCUCUUAUUCUGGGCGUUUACGUCGGUGUUGGGACGUCUGGCGGCGGGCACCAAGACUUUAGCAUAUCCACCAUUUUCACGUCCUUGGUUAUUAUUGCUCUUUUAUCUUCGCCGUUGGUCCAGCUUUUCCAGGUACUGCCCAGCCUCGGUGCUGCCCAUGGCUGCUUCGGCCGGCUGAAUACCUUCCUUCAGCUGAAAGAAAAAACCGAUUUCAGAGAUUUCAGAAAUGGACACAACGGCGCCUUUGCUGAAAAGAGAGCUAUCAGCAGCGCCGACGCACCUAUUGUCUCACUACAGGAUGUGUCACUCGCAUGGAACGAGUCCGACACUCCUGUUCUCACAAAUAUUAAUCUUGAAGUCCAGAAAGGAUCAAAGAUUGCGAUUGUUGGGCCCGUUGGCAGUGGCAAGACGCUUCUUUUGAAGGGCAUAAUUGGCGAGGUGUACAAAACCCACGGAGUACUUUCGCUGUCUCCGACUACAUCCCUUGCCUACUGCAGUCAAAAGCCAUGGCUCGAAAACAUGUCUGCCAAGCGAAACCUGAUGCAGUACGGCAGUGAGACGUUCGACUCUGAUUUCUACCGUGAGAUUGCUUCGAACUGCAUGCUCGACGACAUCAUCCAGCUGCCCACCUUUACAACCAUUAUCUACAGCACGCAUGAUGAAAACAUUGCUCGCUUGGCUGACGAGGCAUAUCGAAUCGAUGAAUCCGGACACCUGUCCAGGUUCUCCUUGGAUAUUGUCGCUGAUGAAGGCCAUGGCGGUGAGGAUGAGCCGUCUGCAUCACUGAAUAUAGUGGAGGCUGGACAGCCCGAGGUUGCCAGCAACGCUACCAACGCGACCCCAAAACCACGAUUUUCAGAAAACGAGGAACACACAUCCGAGGAAGAAGAGCCUCCGCGAGUGGCCAUGGCACACAAGCUCCUUGGAGACUUGACCGUGUUCAAAGCCUACUUCAAAUCCGUGGGGUGGGUACACUCGACGGUUUUCUUGUUUGGUGCUAUCUCCUGGGCCAUCAGCUUCAAGUUCUCCGACGUAUGGAUCCAGUGGUGGACCGACGCUGUGGACUCUGGUGACAGCAGCAAACCUCUUGGAUACUGGCUGGGCGUCUACGCUGGACUCGGUGUCUUGGCUCUCUUUGUCCUCACCGCAUGGCUUUAUCACCAGCAGUUUAAUAUUGUCUCCCGUUCUGGCGAAAACCUCCACGGACAACUUGCUACGACCGUUUUCAAAGCGCAGUUCCCAGUCAUCAGCCAAAUCGACACAGGCACCACUCUCAACCGGUUUAGUCAGGAUCUGAUGCUGGUUGAUAUGCAGCUACCCUUGGAUCUCUUCAAUACGGCGUCCGAGUUUUUCACGGCCCUCAUUCAGGUGGCACUGAUUGCUUCUGCAUCUUCGUGGCCUGCCCUCGGUGUCGUGCCUGCCAUGCUGAUUCUACUCUAUGCUGUACAGCACUUUUAUCUGCGCACAUCGAAACAGCUUCGUCUUCAUGAGUUGGAAGCCAAGGCUGCCCUCGUUACCAAGAUAUCUGAGACAGGUGCAGGUGAUGGGCUCUCGACCAUCCGCGCACAUGGCCCAGUCUGGGUGGACAAGACAAGAAACAGGUUUGACGACAAGAUGGACCGCUCCCAAGAACCACUGUAUUUAUUGUAUGCAGUGCAGCGGUGGCUGCAACUGGUACUGAACUUGAGCGUUGCUGGUCUCGUGGUGGUUGUCUUGGGCACGUCAGUCGCUUUGAAGAGUUCCUCGAAAUCCAGGAUCAGCCCUGGCGCCGUUGGUGUUGCCUUCCUCAACGCCGUCACCUUUGGCGAGACAAUCACACAGUUUGUGACGGCCUGGACAGGCCUCGAAACGUCACUUGGUGCUAUUGCACGCAUCAGUCUUUUCCACCGCCAAACUGCCAUUGAAGAAGACGUCGCCGCAGGGGGUAGUCAGCAGCUCCCAGCAAUCCAGGAUCCCGGUGUUGGCACCAUUCGAUUUGAGAAUAUUUGGGCAACGUACGAUGACAUUAUUACGGAUGACGUGGACCCAGUUACUGCCCAGGACGAAAGCGGUCGCCCCCGGCAGGGCCAGCACUGGAGCCUUCGGGGCGUCACGCUUGAUGUCCGCGCCGGCGAACGCGUCGCAAUCUGCGGCAAGACGGGCUCAGGCAAGUCAACAAUGCAUCUCGCGUUGCUGCGCAUGGUCAACAUCCCUGUUGGGUCUGUCUUUGUCAACGGUCUUAGACACACCAACAUGUCCUUAGAGAAGCUCCGCAAAAGCUUUUACAUUAUUUCCCAGGACACUCCACACCUUGGAUUUGAUACGCUGCGUCAGUGGAUCGAUCCCCAUGCGGCCUUCUCUGACGAACAUCUUGUCCAGGUCCUCCGCGAAUGCGGCGUUCUGGAUAUGGUGAUGAACACACCCGGCGGGCUGACAGCCAGCAAAGGAGGCUUCAAGUUCUCGGUAGGCGAAGAGCAGCUGCUAAGCGUUGCCCGAGUCAUUCUCGAAGUUGAGAGGCGCGAGGGCGCACAAGGCGAGAACAGGGGUGGUAUCGUGCUGCUGGACGAGGCGACAAGCAGUGUGGACAAGGAUACAGAGGAAAAGAUGGAGAACCUCAUCAAGACACGGCUUGUUGGCAAGACUUUGAUUGCUAUCAACCAUCGACUCGAGGCUGUGAUGGAUUAUGAUCGUGCCUUGGUGCUGGACAACGGAAUGGUGGUUGAUUUUGGCACACCAGCCGAACUCGUGCAACGCUGUGAACUGUUUGCCGGGCUAAAAGCUCGCAGUGGUUAA
This is a messenger RNA of Sporothrix brasiliensis 5110, 4353 nucleotides long. RefSeq lists its product as uncharacterized. The record is from RefSeq and is a predicted model, not a curated record. Gene Ontology annotation, molecular function: ATP binding; ATP hydrolysis activity; ABC-type transporter activity. Lineage: Eukaryota; Fungi; Ascomycota; Sordariomycetes; Ophiostomatales; Ophiostomataceae. Bases 1 to 4353 code for a protein of 1450 amino acids. The transcript has 5 exons. Gene Ontology annotation, cellular component: membrane. Gene Ontology annotation, biological process: transmembrane transport.